Messenger RNA from Lemur catta (Ring-tailed lemur), 1583 nucleotides. It is a transcript of the gene ADM, whose product is annotated as adrenomedullin. NCBI's taxonomy places the organism in Eukaryota, Metazoa, Chordata, Mammalia, Primates, Lemuridae. The record is from RefSeq and is a predicted model, not a curated record. Gene Ontology annotation, cellular component: extracellular region. The transcript has 4 exons. Gene Ontology annotation, biological process: regulation of systemic arterial blood pressure; adenylate cyclase-activating G protein-coupled receptor signaling pathway; positive regulation of heart rate. Gene Ontology annotation, molecular function: adrenomedullin receptor binding; hormone activity. The coding region runs from base 261 to 818 and encodes 185 amino acids.
AAGAAAGGGAGGGCGGCGGGGCAGCCCAGGCUCCGCCCCCGCCUCCCGGAGCUCUUAUAAAGAGCAGGAACCAGCACUAGCCCCUCAGUGGUUUCUUGGUGAUACUAGAUAGAGCCGCUGUAGCCUUGCCUCUUCUGGCGUCUCACCGCAGCAGGGCUUGGACUUUGGGGUUUUGCCACUGCCAGAGGGACGUCUCGGACUUUCUCCUCCAAGUACUCAGCAGAUCACUUUCUCAGCAGGGUCUGCGCAUCGCCGCUGGGAUGAAGCUGAUUUCCGUCGCCCUGAUGUACCUGGGGUCACUCGCCUUCCUAGGCGCGGACACCGCGAGGCUAGAUGUGGCGUCGGAGUUCCGAAAGAAGUGGAAUAAAUGGGCUCUAAGUCGUGGGAAGAGGGAACUGCGGGUGUCCAGCAGCUACCCCACCGGGCUUGCUGACGUGAAGGCCGGGCCUGCCCAGACUCUCAUUCGGCCCCAGGACAUGAAGGGCGCCUCUCGAAGCCCCCAGGACAGCAGUCCUGACGCAGCCCGCAUCCGAGUCAAGCGCUACCGCCAGAGCAUGAACAACUUCCAGGGCCUCCGAAGCUUUGGCUGCCGCUUCGGAACGUGCACAGUGCAGAAGCUGGCACACCAGAUCUACCAGUUCACAGACAAGGACAAGGACGGCGUCGCCCCCAGGAGCAAGAUCAGCCCCCAGGGCUACGGCCGCCGGCGCAGGCGCUCCCUGCCAGAGGCUGGCCGGGAUCGGACUCUGUCUUCCGAGCCACAGGCACGCGGGGCUCCAGCCUUUGGGGUGCACCUCGCCACUCUCCGUAGGAUAUAGGCGCCUGUGGCAACAGCAAAUAGUCUCGAAAGCAUCCCGCUGGCGCCUGCCAAGACGGAGGGCUUCCCGAGCCGUAUGGGGACCGGGCAGUGACAGCCUUGCGGCGACCCCGAGUGUGGGAAGCACCGUCCCGCGGCGAGCUCUGGCUUUGCAGGGGCCCCUCCUCAAGGCAGUGCUCCCUCCGCCCUUAUUAGGCCCGGGUGCCCCAGGGGGGCAGAAGAAUCCGAGGGAGUGUUUGCCAGGCUUACAGAGAGGAGAAACUGAGGAUUAAAUGCUGAGACUUCCGGGGCAGGGGUCUGAGCUACUGCCGUGCCCGCCCACAAACUGAUUUCUCACGGGGUGUCACCCCACCAGGGCGCAAGCCUCACUAUUACUUGAACUUUCCAAAACCUAGAGAGGAAAAGUGCAAUGUGUGUUGUACAUACAGAGGUAACUAUCAAUAUUUAAGUUUGUUCCUGUCAAGAUUUUUUUUGUAACUUCAAAUAUAGAGAUAUUUUUGUACGUUAUAUAUUGUAUUAAGGGCAUUUUAAAGCAAUUGUAUUGUCCUCCCCCUAUUUUAAGACGUGAAUGUUUCAGCGAGGUGUAACGUCGCUUGUUGCGUGGAGUGUAUGUGUGUGUGUGUAUAUGUGUGUGCGCGCGCGCCCCGCGCGUGAUAGACUGAUUAUCUCCUGGGGAAGAAGGAAACACCGUGUCUCUGUAUAAUCUAUUUACAUAAAAUGGGUGAUGAUAUGCGAACGGCAAACCAAUAAACUGUCUCAAUGCUGA